Messenger RNA from Glycine soja, 2210 nucleotides. Its product is annotated as mitogen-activated protein kinase kinase kinase 3-like. Gene Ontology annotation, molecular function: protein kinase activity; ATP binding. Gene Ontology annotation, biological process: protein phosphorylation. The record is from RefSeq and is a predicted model, not a curated record. The coding region runs from base 68 to 1870 and encodes 600 amino acids. NCBI's taxonomy places the organism in Eukaryota, Viridiplantae, Streptophyta, Magnoliopsida, Fabales, Fabaceae. The transcript is spliced from 11 exons.
GACUUAAUAAUUAGUCUUGUGUGUCUAACGGGUGUGUCCCCUUUCUCCCAUUCUUCACAUCAUUAGAAUGCCGGCUUGGUGGAAUAGAAAGUGGAGCAAGAGCAAGGAGGAGGAUGAGGAGGAUGAGCCACGUGCCGGUUUUCACUUGAAUUUUAUGAAAUCUCCGGUUUCUGUUACAUCGUCUAAGAGCAAGAGUAAGACCACGACGCCGACGCCGAUGAAGAAGAAGAAGAAGCCCAAGAGCUUCGACGAGAAGGUGGAGGGUGUUCCCUUGCCUCGUCCGGCGCAUAGUCACGCCGAUCCUCUUGGAUCUGUUUCGGUGUCGGGGGGUUCCAGCGUCAGCUCCUCCACCUCCUUCGACGAUCAUCCAAUUUCGUCUCCCAACACCAACCCCAACCCCAACAGAGGACAUGAUGAGGUUAGGGUCAAUGUAAGGUCAAAAAGUCCGGGUCCUGGGUCAAGAGGACCUACCAGUCCUACCUCACCGCUUCAUCAAAGGUUGAAUAAUUUGAGCCUUGACUCUCCUACGGGGAGUCAGUGUCAUCCAUUACCUCUUCCACCUGGCUCUCCAACUAGUCCUUCUUCUGUGCUUUCCAACGCACGAGCAAAUGGACAUUUGGAAAAUGCUACUAGCAAUGUGUCCAAGUGGAGAAAAGGAAAGCUUCUAGGACGGGGAACAUUUGGGCAUGUAUAUCUGGGAUUCAAUAGUGAAAAUGGACAAAUGUGUGCAAUAAAAGAGGUCAAGGUUGUCUCUGAUGAUCAAACAUCAAAAGAGUGCCUCAAACAACUUAACCAGGAGAUAAAUUUGCUAAAUCAGCUUUCACACCCUAAUAUUGUUCAAUACCAUGGGAGUGAACUGGUAGAAGAAUCACUUUCUGUAUAUUUGGAAUAUGUCUCUGGUGGUUCUAUCCAUAAAUUACUUCAGGAGUAUGGUUCAUUUAAGGAGCCUGUUAUUCAAAAUUAUACCAGACAGAUUGUCUCUGGACUUGCCUAUCUGCAUGGAAGAAAUACAGUACACAGGGAUAUUAAAGGGGCGAACAUACUAGUUGAUCCUAAUGGUGAAAUCAAACUGGCAGACUUUGGAAUGGCUAAACAUAUAAAUUCUUCUGCCUCAAUGCUUUCAUUCAAAGGAAGUCCAUACUGGAUGGCACCUGAGGUUGUAAUGAAUACAAAUGGCUAUAGUCUUCCAGUUGAUAUAUGGAGCUUGGGAUGCACAAUUAUUGAAAUGGCAACAUCAAAACCUCCAUGGAAUCAGUAUGAAGGGGUAGCUGCCAUAUUUAAAAUUGGGAACAGCAAAGAUAUGCCUGAAAUCCCCGAGCAUCUUUCGAACGAUGCAAAAAAUUUCAUCAAGCUAUGCUUACAAAGAGACCCAUUAGCUCGCCCGACAGCCCAUAAGUUACUAGACCACCCCUUCAUUCGAGAUCAAUCGGCAACAAAAGCUGCAAAUGUCAGCAUAACCAGAGAUGCUUUUCCUUGCAUGUUUGAUGGAAGCCGGACACCGCCUGUGUUAGAGUCCCAUUCCAACCGAACAAGUAUAACUUCUCUUGAUGGAGAUUUUGCAUCAAAGCCAGCUCUUGCAGCACCACGAGCAUUAAGGAGUCCUAGAGAUAACACAAGAAUGAUCACAUCUUUACCAGUAUCUCCCUCUUCAAGUCCAUUGCGACGGUAUGGGCCAACGCAUCAGAGCUGUUUUUUCUCUCCUCCUCAUCCAGCUUACACAAUAAUGGGACAAAGUAGUUACACUUUGAAUGACAUAUCAUCAUAUCCAAUGACAUCAAAUGCCACGUUUGCUCUUGAUCCUUGGCAUGAAACAUCUCGAUACAGAGCCAAUACACCACCUGGUGGAUCUCCAAGAAUGAGACUCAUUUGAGUUGAGAUUGUAAAUAGCUAUAGAACUAAAAUAUUACCACGUCUCCCCAGCAUACCUCGUGGUCUGUGGUUGAACUUCAAUCUGGACUCUGAAACACAAACUAUCCUAAAUAUUCUGCGGGUCCAUUCUUUAUACUUGAGAACCAGAUGACGGAAGAAAUGAUUCUGGCCCUAUGCUCUCGGUGCAUUGCAUUGGGGAGACCAUGCUGCUUGUAACAAUUUCUUGAUUAUUGUAAAUGCAAUGUGCUCACUGUGUUUGUAGUAACAAUUAUGUUGUAUAAUGAUAGUUCAUGGCAGGAUAAAAAAUAAAAAUAAAAAGUAAUUUUUAUAGCCACUCUUUC